Aspergillus pseudoviridinutans is the source of this 636-nucleotide messenger RNA. RefSeq names its product cutinase family protein. Gene Ontology annotation, cellular component: extracellular region. NCBI's taxonomy places the organism in Eukaryota, Fungi, Ascomycota, Eurotiomycetes, Eurotiales, Aspergillaceae. Gene Ontology annotation, biological process: carbohydrate catabolic process. The record is from RefSeq and is a predicted model, not a curated record. Gene Ontology annotation, molecular function: cutinase activity. The transcript is spliced from 4 exons. Bases 1 to 636 code for a protein of 211 amino acids.
AUGAAAUUUGCAUUCCUCGCCCUCGCGGCCACGGCUGUAGCCAGUCCUAUGGCCAUUGGCAAGCGGCAGACUGCCGUUGCCGAGGAUGAGCUUCGGACUGGUCCCUGCGAGCCCAUCACUUUCAUCUUUGCCCGGGGCUCCACCGAGCCUGGUCUUCUGGGGAUCACCACCGGCCCCGCGGUCUGCAAUGCUCUCAAACUCAGUCGUCCAGACCAAGUGGCCUGUCAAGGGGUUGGACCAGCCUAUACCGCUGCUCUGGACUCCAACCUCCUCCCACGCGGCACGACCCUGAUUGCCAUCGACGAGGCAGUAGGUCUCUUUAAACUCGCUGCGUCCAAGUGUCCGGACACAAAGAUCGUCGCUGGUGGAUAUAGUCAGGGCGCGGCUGUCAUGCACGGCGCUAUCCCUAAUCUUCCCAGCAACGUCCAGGACAUGGUCAAGGGGGUUGUGCUAUUCGGCGACACGCGCAACACGCAGGAUGGAGGACGGAUUCCCGAUUUCCCCAGAGAUCGCACCAAAAUAUACUGUGCUCCCGGCGACCUGGUGUGUGACGGGACUUUGAUCGUCACUCCGUCACAUUUCACCUAUGUCGAUGAUGUGCCGGACGCAACCGCUUUUCUCUUGUCGGAGGUUUGA